Aphanomyces invadans is the source of this 901-nucleotide messenger RNA. RefSeq names its product TKL protein kinase. Gene Ontology annotation, molecular function: protein kinase activity; ATP binding. The transcript has 4 exons. Lineage: Eukaryota; Oomycota; Saprolegniomycetes; Saprolegniales; Verrucalvaceae. The record is from RefSeq and is a predicted model, not a curated record. Bases 52 to 879 code for a protein of 275 amino acids. Gene Ontology annotation, biological process: protein phosphorylation.
CGAAAGAACUGGCACUCCACACCAUUUUCACCAAGUAGACGCAGCACCGACAUGGGGAACGCGCAUGUGUCGGCGGCACAGGUGGCCCCACAGGAAUGCAAGCUGCUUGCACACCGCAACGCGCCGAUGCGGCAAGGUGAUACGUUCGGUCAGAUAGAUCUAGAUGCGAGUUUGGCGGCGAUUGCCAUCCCGUGGCACUGCAUUCGACUCGGGACGAAACUCGCCGACACCCACGCGCCGUGGGUAAGCAUCAACAAGAGCUGGUGCAUCGGCCCAAACUACAUGACUCGCGUCAUGGUCAAGCAGAUCGACGUAACACGACUCGACACGAUCGCGCUGGCGAAGGAGUUGCAACUCAUGAAGCAGUUGGUCCACCCCAACGUUGUCAAGUUUGUCGGCGUGACGUGCCAAGGACCCCAUUCAUAUGUCGUGACUGAGUGCGUUGAGAACGGCGACUUGCGGCAGUGCCUGCACCGCAUCGAUCUGGAAACGCACGUUGUGUCGCUGCUGCGAGACAUUGCCUGCGGCAUGGCAUUUCUCCACACUCGCAAUCCUCCCAUCAUCCACCAGGCCCUGCAUACCGGCAACAUCCACAUCACACAUGACUUUCGAGCAAAAAUCGCCAACGCUGAAUGCAGCCGAUUCAAAAAACCGGUGGCGCAUCCAUGGGUCGCCCCCGAAGUUGUCGACGCCUCCCAUCCAUUUGAUGAAAUGGCCGACGUUUACAGCUUCGCUCUUGUGAUGGCGGAAGUGCUCGGGGAACGGAGCGAAGCACUCACCGUCGACCUCGUUCGGAUGUAUACGACGUGCCUGAGUCGAAACCCCACCGAUAGACCCACGUUUACUCGAAUAGUCGAGCAAUUGGAUCGACUAAUUUAAUGCGUUUUCCAAACAACUUUCC